AUGCCUUCCGCCAACAAUCCCACUCUCCAGUACGACAUCACCCACAGUGUCUGGGCGCACAACUACGACAUCGCCGUCCACGGCUCGCAUGUCAUCCACGUGGAUAACUCGAGCCUCACCCCAGGGAAACCAGACUUGACCUUCCACUCUGGUCCCAACUCCCACGCGCAGGUUGUGGGGGUCUGCAAAUUCGAACACUUUUCCACCGGCACCAAAAUUGGGCUGGGAGAUCCCAAGCAGCCCAGCAAGAUGAUCUAUGAGAAGAUGCUCAAGGACGGGAUCAUGUCUCCUCGAUACUCCUUCCGUGUAAAUAUCGGCGGGUAUUCGAGGCACUUGACGUGGAAGAAAACCCAUUCGAUGGGCACGGGUCCAUCAGGGAAUUUUAAGUUGGUCGACGACACCAGCCAGCGGGUCCUUGCGGUGUUCUCAUCGGCCAGUGCCUUUUCCUUCAAGACUGGCAAUAUCGCCCUCUACGUGGACCACGGCGAACCGUUCCGACUCAUGACGCUGAUGACGGGGAUCGCGGUACGCGAAAGUCUCAGGCGCCGACGAAGUAGUUCUGCUGCAGCGGGAGGUGGGGGCGGGGGUGCGUGA
Molecule: messenger RNA, 594 nt
Organism: Penicillium alfredii
Lineage: Eukaryota; Fungi; Ascomycota; Eurotiomycetes; Eurotiales; Aspergillaceae
Exons: 1
Coding region: 1-594 (197 amino acids)
Source: RefSeq, a predicted model, not a curated record